UGGACUCGAGCAUCUUUUCUCAUCCCACAACUCAACAACCCAUCCCAUUCACUUCCCUGACCUCUCUGUCCGAGUUCCUCUGAUCUGGUAGACAACAAUGAUCUCUACCUCCUGCAAUCGAUUGUCCUAUUUGGCUCGGCGAUCCUUGGUGUCCGCCGCGUCCACGACAACCGUACCGACAUGUGCAUCUCGUCGGCUUGUUUCCAGUUGUCUUUGGAGGUCCUCUGCAGCUGUGACCAGCCCAUCAUCACCCACGACAGCAAGCAUUCCAAUACAUCAUGUAAUAGUUCGAGGGAAGAAGAAAUCUGCCAAAAUGGGCAAGCAUUUGGAGACGUUGAAUGACAUGGCUCAUACCCAAGAGCGAGAACAAGCUCAAGAACGACGUCAAAAAAAGAAGGACCGCAAACAACUCAAAAAACAAAAGGGCAAGGCAGUUGAGAACACAAAGGCGGAAUCAUCGGAGUCGACAGAGGACGAUUGGGAUGACGAUGACGACGACGACAAUGAAGAGGACGAAGUGGAACUACCCGAUCCUUCUGAAAUCAAGGAGAAAAUGCUGAACAUUGUCAAUUCCUUUGAAGAAUCUCUCAAAUCCAUUCGAGGCGCCGAACCCACCCCCGACCUCUUUGAUGACAUUAUGGUUCAUGCCUAUGAUUCGGAAACUCCACUCAAGGCUGUCGCACAAGUGGUGAUUACAUCUCCCACCAUGGCCAGUGUGACCUGCUUUGACCCGUCGCUAGUCAAGGAAGUCCGCAAUGCCAUUCAAGUCCAAUUGAGUUUGAAUCCACAAAGUGACGAAAGUGGAGGAGACGCCGGGGUACUCAAAGUACCACUGCCAAAGGUAUCCUUGGAAGUGCGACAAAAAACAGCGCAACAAUUGAACAAAAAAGCGGAAAACUUUCGAUUACGGAUUCGUCGCGUACGACGUCGGUACAAUUCCAUCAUCAAACAGGGAAAGGAUGGAAAGUUGGAACACAUUUCCAAAGACGAUGUAUUUCGUGUGGCCAAGGAAAUUGAUGAUGUGACCGAUGCAACCAUUCAAAAGUUGAAUGAUGUGGCCGAUGCCAAGCAUGCCACCAUUAUGGAUGUGUAGUAGUUGCUAGCUAGUCUAGUAAUUAUGGAUUUGCUGAUUUGCUCCUAUACGUUUGAACUACCGUAGCUUGCUGGUCAUCUUCUGAGCACCCAGGGAGACACAUGAGCGCUUAGGCAAGGUACCAGCUGCCGCAUACGAUUGGUCAAUCCAAAACUGUUGUACGAAGGCAUCAAUAACUUGGCCAUUGCAUCGGACAUAAUGCAUACAUAAUCCCUAAAAAAAUACUAUGGCGAAUUGGAGAGCAUCUUGUGUCUGAUUGAUGGAUAAUAGAUAGAU
Seminavis robusta is the source of this 1369-nucleotide messenger RNA. The record is from the annotation of a GenBank genome assembly. NCBI's taxonomy places the organism in Eukaryota, Bacillariophyta, Bacillariophyceae, Naviculales, Naviculaceae.